Molecule: messenger RNA, 581 nt
Organism: Trachemys scripta elegans
Lineage: Eukaryota; Metazoa; Chordata; Testudines; Emydidae
Product: C-type lectin domain family 1 member A-like
Exons: 4
Coding region: 57-581 (174 amino acids)
Biological process (GO): positive regulation of lymphocyte activation; positive regulation of cell migration; cellular response to molecule of fungal origin
Cellular component (GO): cell surface
Molecular function (GO): pattern recognition receptor activity; (1->3)-beta-D-glucan binding
Source: RefSeq, a predicted model, not a curated record
UGUGCCUAUCUGUCAAGGGUAUCUACCUGCCAGGAAGGAGCAGCAGCGGGUUAGCUAUGGAGAAUGAGGAUGGAUGCACCACUAUAAAAUUCUAUUCACAAACUCCAGCUUCUGCCUUCAGAUCUCCAGAGUGUCCAUCACCAUCUCCACAGUGGUGGCUCAUUGCAGUGAUUCUUGAGAUCCUCUGUUUGGUUUUGCUAAUAACUGCGAGGGUCUUUGAUGCCAACUCCUCUCAGCUGUCCUGCCUGGAAGCCAGAGAGUAUGACAACCUCACCCAGCAGAGGGAAAACCUGAAGAACCUCACCCAGCAGCUGGAGCAUCUCCAAGCACAGAACUUAAACCUUUCAGAGGCUGUCCAGCAGCUGGCAAGCUACCGAGGCUCCAAAUGCCGCCUUUGUCCAGAUAAAUGGUUACAGCACGGAGAGGAUUGCUUCCACUUUUCUAAUGAAUUUAAAAUUUGGCAAAAGAGUAAAGAUUAUUGCUCUUCACUAGCUUCCAAGCUGCUUCAGAUAGACAGCAAAGAAGAACUGGUAAAUAUUUCUUUCUUUUUUAAUACUGGCAAACAUAAUUCAACAAGAUAA